CGAGCAUUUACUCUAGCGAUCCUCUUUCUUUUUGUUGUCAUUGUCUCCCCGCCUCCGGCCGCUGCCCAACGACGCUGUAUCGGCGGCCUCAACUCGACGCUUCACACUCGGAACGACUUCUCAAUUUGAUGGCGACGACCGACGCAAUAUCUCCAGAGCAGGACCGUCAAGGUCAACGCAGGAGACCAUUCUCAACAUGGGUAAAGAAGUUUACCAACUUCAAAUCUGAUGGUGAACGCCAAAAGAGACAAAAGAAGCGCAGUCACAAGAAAAACAACCCAUAUCCAGAAUCUGGUCAGAUCGGCAAUGGUGUCACCAACGGGACGAGUGCAUGCACAUUCACCACCACUACGGGCACAAGUAACACCAGCGCGAACCAAUCCGCCCGAACAUCCCGAGAAGACCAGAACCCACCAACAAUUGGAGGCAGGAGUUGUGCUGGCACCGUCUUGACCGACCACGAAGCCUCACGUUCGCUUAUGGCUCCAAGCCAUAGAGCAAGCUCUGUCGCUGGCACAAGUCGUACCAUCGGCGGAGGAGUCGAUUCCAGGAGGGGGGGAGACAGCACAUUUUCAAGUCCAGCGCCAUCUGUCCGAUCUUUGACCACAACUUUGACGACGAUUCAGUCCAUGGCACCCAACGGCCCAGGGCAGCCUCAUCAUCAUACCUCGCAAAACCAAGGAACCUCGCAGUCUAUUCAGUUCAGCCAACCCUUUCCCACUACGGGGGCGCCUGCAUCUGCCAUCCCAGCUCAUCUGGCUCCUAGUGGCAAUCCAACUACCUACACCUCUGCGACGGCCAACAAUCUCUUGACCGACAAUGCAUCCAUCCUCACGUUGGCGUCAUCAAGCAAGCGCCGGCGCCGACGUUCUCUGGAUACCGAUGCGUCCGUCCGUGCUCUCGCACCCUCAUCUCUUUGGGGUGGCAGUCGUGAAAGUCUACCUCUUAGCGUUCUUAGCGCAAAUAUUGACCCAAUGGGCAUGCCACCUACUCCUGGUAUUCACGGUAACCCUCGGUUAGGAACCGAGCGAACGAGCAUAUACUCGGCCACGGGCGUUGGACCUGCCAUUUCGGGCGAUCGCAACAGUUACUAUGCCAAACAAGGAGACGCUGCCAGUGUUCGGAGUGGAUUGCUUGGUCAUGGGCGGGCUGAGAGCGUGAGCGGUAGUAUUGGUGGUCUGAGCAGCCCGUUGGCUACUCCUCGUGAGGUGUACAAUGAGAAUGUCGAAUAUGAAAAAGAGGAACGAGAGAUUACCCCUAUGGCUUCCAGGACUAAGGAGGGAUGA
Molecule: messenger RNA, 1286 nt
Organism: Fusarium venenatum
Lineage: Eukaryota; Fungi; Ascomycota; Sordariomycetes; Hypocreales; Nectriaceae
Source: RefSeq, a predicted model, not a curated record